ACUCCGGAACAGCGCGCUCGCAGCGGGAGGUCGCGAAGCCUGGGACUGUGUCUGUCGCCCAUGGCCGCCGCGCUGCUCGCCCGGGCCUCGGGCCCUGCCCGCAGAGCUCUCUGUCCUAGGGCCUGGCGGCAGUUACACACCAUCUACCAGUCUGUGGAACUGCCCGAGACACACCAGAUGUUGCUCCAGACAUGCCGGGACUUUGCCGAGAAGGAGUUGUUUCCCAUUGCAGCCCAGGUGGAUAAGGAACAUCUCUUCCCAGCGGCUCAGGUGAAGAAGAUGGGCGGGCUUGGGCUUCUGGCCAUGGACGUGCCCGAGGAGCUUGGCGGUGCUGGCCUCGAUUACCUGGCCUACGCCAUCGCCAUGGAGGAGAUCAGCCGUGGCUGCGCCUCCACCGGAGUCAUCAUGAGUGUCAACAACUCUCUCUACCUGGGGCCCAUCUUGAAGUUUGGCUCCAAGGAGCAGAAGCAGGCGUGGGUCACGCCUUUCACCAGUGGUGACAAAAUUGGCUGCUUUGCCCUCAGCGAACCAGGGAACGGCAGUGAUGCAGGAGCUGCGUCCACCACCGCCCGGGCCGAGGGCGACUCAUGGGUUCUGAAUGGAACCAAAGCCUGGAUCACCAAUGCCUGGGAGGCUUCGGCUGCCGUGGUCUUUGCCAGCACGGACAGAGCCCUGCAAAACAAGGGCAUCAGUGCCUUCCUGGUCCCCAUGCCAACGCCUGGGCUCACGUUGGGGAAGAAAGAAGACAAGCUGGGCAUCCGGGGCUCAUCCACGGCCAACCUCAUCUUUGAGGACUGUCGCAUCCCCAAGGACAGCAUCCUGGGGGAGCCAGGGAUGGGCUUCAAGAUAGCCAUGCAAACCCUGGACAUGGGCCGCAUCGGCAUCGCCUCCCAGGCCCUGGGCAUUGCCCAGACCGCCCUCGAUUGUGCUGUGAACUACGCUGAGAAUCGCAUGGCCUUCGGGGCGCCCCUCACCAAGCUCCAGGUCAUCCAGUUCAAGUUGGCAGACAUGGCCCUGGCCCUGGAGAGUGCCCGGCUGCUGACCUGGCGCGCUGCCAUGCUGAAGGAUAACAAGAAGCCUUUCAUCAAGGAGGCAGCCAUGGCCAAGCUGGCCGCCUCGGAGGCCGCGACCGCCAUCAGCCACCAGGCCAUCCAGAUCCUGGGCGGCAUGGGCUACGUGACAGAGAUGCCGGCAGAGCGGCACUACCGCGACGCCCGCAUCACUGAGAUCUACGAGGGCACCAGCGAAAUCCAGCGGCUGGUGAUCGCCGGGCAUCUGCUCAGGAGCUACCGGAGCUGAGCCCGCGGCGGACUGCCCCAGGACUGCGGGAAGGCGCGGGAGCCAGGGGCCUCCACCCCAACCCCGGCUCAGAGACUGGGCGGCCCGGCGGGGGCUCCCUGGGGACCCCAGAUGGGCUCAGUGCUGCCACCCAGAUCAGAUCACAUGGGAAUGAGGCCCUCCGACCAUUGGCAGCUCCGCCUCUGGGCCUUUCCGCCUCCUCACCACUGUGCCUCAAGUUCCUCAUCUAAGUGGCCCUGGCCUCCUGGGGGCGGGGUUGUGGGGGGGCUGAGCGACACUCAGGGACACCUCAGUUGUCCUCCCGCGGGCCCUGGUGCCCUGGCAUGAAGGCCCAGUGCGACAGGCCCUUGGUGGGGUCUGUCUUUUCCUUGAGGUCAGAGGUCAGGAGCAGGGCUGGGGUCAGGAUGACGAGGCCUGGGGUCCUGGUGUUGGGCAGGUGGUGGGGCUGGGCCAUGGAGCUGGCCCAGAGGCCCCUCAGCCCUUUGUAAAGUCUGAUGAAGGCAGGGGUGGUGAUUCAUGCUGUGUGACUGACUGUGGGUAAUAAACACACCUGUCCCCCA
Homo sapiens (human) is the source of this 1859-nucleotide messenger RNA. It is a transcript of the gene ACADS, whose product is annotated as acyl-CoA dehydrogenase short chain. Gene Ontology annotation, cellular component: mitochondrion; mitochondrial matrix. Gene Ontology annotation, biological process: fatty acid beta-oxidation using acyl-CoA dehydrogenase. The record is from RefSeq and is marked reviewed. Lineage: Eukaryota; Metazoa; Chordata; Mammalia; Primates; Hominidae. The transcript is spliced from 10 exons. Gene Ontology annotation, molecular function: acyl-CoA dehydrogenase activity; flavin adenine dinucleotide binding; oxidoreductase activity, acting on the CH-CH group of donors. Bases 61 to 1299 code for a protein of 412 amino acids.